AUGAACUCCUUGGGAAUGCUGAACUUCUCUAAGGUGGGAUCAGUGCCAGGCUCCGGAGAGCAGCCGUGGGCGUGGGAAAGGCCCCGGAGGUCAGGAUGGGCAGGGCCGGAGGGCGCUGAUCCCCCUGGCACCGAUGGCGUGGGCGGGGAUGUGUUCCCUGCUCCGUUGGCCGGCCCUUGGCACAGCUCUUGGUCCAUAAAGUCUUUCCCACUGGGACAUCUCUUGGUGGAUGAAGGCUUCCCAUUGGGACAGAGUUUUGUAUCUGUUGGCAUUCCCUUGACGCUGCUCUUGGUGUCUCUUGGUUUCCUCUUGGCACCGAUCUUGGUCGGUGAGUUCUUCCGCAUGGGACAUCUCUGGGUGGAUGGAUUCUUCCAGGUGGGGCAUCUCUGGGUGGAUGGAUUCUUCCAUGUGGGACAUCUCUUGAUGGAUGGAUUCUUCCAUGUGGGACAUCUCUUGAUGGAUGGAUUCUUCCAUGUGGGAUAUCUCUGGGUGGAUGGAUUCUUCCAUGUGGGACAUCUCUUGGCUGAUGGAUUCUUCCAUGUGGGACAUCUCUUGAUGGAUGGAUUCUUCCAUGUGGGACAUCUCUUGGCUGAUGGAUUCUUCCAUGUGGGACAUCUCUUGGUGGAUGGAUUCUUCCAUCUGGGACAUCUCUUCGUGGAUGAAGUCUUCCCAUUGGGACCAAUUUUUGUAUCCCUUGGCUUUCCCUUUGCACCGUUCUUGGUGUCUCUUGGCUUUGCCUUGGCACAGAUCUUGGUUGGUAAAGUCUUCCCACUGGGAUAUCUCUGGGUGGAUGGAUUCUUCCUUGUGGGACAUCUCUUGGCUGAUGGAUUCUUCCAUGUGGGACAUCUCUUGAUGGAUGGAUUCUUCCAUGUGGGACAUCUCUUGAUGGAUGGAUUCUUCCAUGUGGGACAUCUCUUGAUGGAUGGAUUCUUCCAUGUGGGAUAUCUCUGGGUGGAUGGAUUCUUCCAUGUGGGACAUCUCUUGGCUGAUGGAUUCUUCCAUGUGGGACAUCUCUUGAUGGAUGGAUUCUUCCAUGUGGGACAUCUCUUGAUGGAUGGAUUCUUCCAUGUGGGACAUCUCUUGAUGGAUGGAUUCUUCCAUGUGGGAUAUCUCUGGGUGGAUGGAUUCUUCCAUGUGGGACAUCUCUUGGCUGAUGGAUUCUUCCAUGUGGGACAUCUCUUGAUGGAUGGAUUCUUCCAUGUGGGACAUCUCUUGAUGGAUGGAUUCUUCCAUGUGGGAUAUCUCUUGGUGGAUGGAUUCUUCCAUGUGGGACAUCUCUGAGUGGAUGGAUUCUUACAGGUGGGACAUUUCUUGGCUGAUGGAUUCAUCCAUCUGGGACAUCUCUGGGUAGAUGGAUUCUUCCAUGUGGGACAUCUCUGGGUGGAUGGAUUCUUACAGGUGGGACAUCUCUUGGCUGAUGGAUUCUUCCAUGUGGGACAUCUCUUGGUGGAUGGAUUCUUCCAUCUGGGACAUCUCUUCGUGGAUGAAGUCUUCCCAUUGGGACCAAUUUUUGUAUCCCUUGGCUUUCCCUUUGCACCGUUCUUGGUGUCUCUUGGCUUUGCCUUGGCACAGAUCUUGGUUGGUAAAGUCUUCCCACUGGGAUAUCUCUGGGUGGAUGGAUUCUUCCUUGUGGGACAUCUCUUGGCUGAUGGAUUCUUCCAUGUGGGACAUCUCUUGAUGGAUGGAUUCUUCCAUGUGGGAUAUCUCUGGGUGGAUGGAUUCUUCCAUGUGGGACAUCUCUUGGCUGAUGGAUUCUUCCAUGUGGGAUAUCUCUGGGUGGAUGGAUUCUUCCAUGUGGGACAUCUCUUGGCUGAUGGAUUCUUCCAUGUGGGACAUCUCUUGAUGGAUGGAUUCUUCCAUGUGGGACAUCUCUGGGCGGAUGGAUUCUUCCAUGUGGGACAUCUCUUGGUGGAUGAAGGCUUCCCAUUGGGACACACUUUUGUAUCCGUUGGCAUUCCCUUGGCACCGUUCUUGGUGUCUCCUGGCUUUUCCUUGGCACGGCUCUUGCUCGAUGAAGUUUUCCGUGUGGGACAUGUCCUGAUCCAUGAAAUCUUUGCUUUGGGACAUCUCAUGGUUGAUAAAUUCUUCCAUUUGGGACAUCUCCUGCUUGAUGAAGGCUUCCCAUUGGGACACACUUUUGUAUCCAUUGCCUUCCCCCUGGCACAGCUCUGGAUCUCUUUCGACUUCCCAUUGGCGCUGCUUCGGGGAUAUCUCGGCUUUCCCUCGGUCCGUGUGGUGUUCCCAAUGGGACAUCUCGUGGCUGAUGAAGUCUUCCCACUGGGACAGGUCUUUGUAUCCGCUGGAUUCCCCUUGGCACCGCUCUUGGGAGCCAUCAGCUUCCCCUUGGGCACCGCUCUUGGGAUCCGCUGGCUUCCCCUUGGCACCGCUCUUGGGAUCCAUUGGAUUCCCCUUGGCACAACUCUUGGGAUCCAUCGGCUUCCCCUUGGCACCGCUCUUGGGAUCCAUUGGAUUCCCCUUGGCACCGCUCUUGGGAUCCAUUGGAUUCCCCUUGGCACCGCUCUUGGGAUCCGCUGGAUUCCCCUUGGCACCGCUCUUGGGAUCCGCUGGAUUCCCCUUGGCACCGCUCUUGGGAUCCAUUGGAUUCCCCUUGGCACCGCUCUUGGGAUCCAUCGGCUUCCCCUUGGCACCGCUCUUGGGAGCCAUCAGCUUCCCCUUGGGCACCGCACUUGGGAUCCGCUGGCUUCCCCUUGGCACCGCUCUUGGGAUCCAUUGGAUUCCCCUUGGCACAACUCUUGGGAUCCAUCGGCUUCCCCUUGGCACCGCUCUUGGGAUCCAUUGGAUUCCCCUUGGCACAACUCUUGGGAUCCGCUGGCUUCCCCUUGGCACCACUCUUGGGAUCCGCUGGCUUCCCCUUGGCACCGCUCUUGGCUGAUGAAUUCUUCCCAUCGGGACAGAUCCUCGUCUCCGUCGCCUUGCCCCUGGCACAGUUCGGGUCUCUCCUGGCUUUCCCCUGGGACAACUCUUGGUUGAUGAAUUCCUCCAUUUGGGACAUCUCUUGGCUGAUUAGGUCCAACCAUCGGGACAGAUCCUUGUAUCCAUGGGUGUGCCCCCGGCUCAGCCCUUGGGAUCCCUUUCCAUGCCCUUGGGAUCUCUUUCCGUGCCCUUGGGGUACCUGUGGAUCUCGGCCGUGUCCCCCUUGGCACAGCCCUCGGGGACUUCCCGAGGCUUCCCACUCCUCCUGCUCCAUGGCCAACGUCCCCUGUCCCUCCCGGGAUCAGAGCAGCCUCUGGACCGGCUGGGAGCCGGGAUUCACCUUCUCCAGGGGCAUCUCCAGAGGGAUCCCGGGAGCUGCUGCUCCUGAGGGAGGGGCUCUACUGGGAAUGGCCCUGAACCCUUCGGGGUCGCGCCGGGAUCCGGGCACGGCGCAGCUCCCGCGUCACAAAGGGACGCCCCAACCGCGGGGCCUUCUGGAACCAUCUGGAACCUUCUGGAGCUGCAGCCCCGGGGAGUGGCCAAUGGGUUUGACCCCACUGCCGACCCCGCUGCGGUUGUGGGGUGUUGAGGGUCCGCCUCUUCCCUGUGGGAUUCCUGCCGGGAAAGGCCACGGCGCCUUUAAAGCAUCUCCAAGCUGCAUCUGGCAGCCCCGGUGCUGGAACGCUGCCCCGCAGCCAUGGCGCUGCUCCAGGAAAUUCCUGACAUCCCGGCAAGUGCUGAGGCAGCCCGAAUCGGGGGCUGGGUGUGCUUUGGCCCCGGGAAACCGGGAACGGGGCCAGGAGCGGGGCCGGGAUUUCUGCAAACCUCGAAAGUGCCCGUCCCGUGGGGCUGAGUCACGGCCGCCCCUCCUGGGCCCUCUCCAGAGCCUCGACAGAAGGCAGGAGCUGCCUGAGCCCCGAACAAAAGCCUUCCCAGCAUCCAGCCCUUGGAAUCGGGCAGGGAAUGCUCCGUCCUCUGUGCCAGGCGGGCCCCGCGCCAGCCACGCUGUCCCCGCUGUGCCCUGCUGCCAGCCUGGGAUGGCAAAGGAGCACCCCCGGGUGAUGCAGAUCCAAAGGAUCCCGGGGUGCCACGGAGCCGGGGGACCCUGUCCCACUCCUUCCUCAGCCCAGCGGGGCUCUGGGACACCCCCAGAGGGAGCAGGGAUGGGGACAAGGGACAGGGAUGGGACCGGCGCCAGCUCCGCUCCGCGCGGGCAGGAAAUCCCAAUAAAAGAAGGAAAAAGUC
Corvus hawaiiensis (hawaiian crow) is the source of this 4179-nucleotide messenger RNA. RefSeq lists its product as uncharacterized. NCBI's taxonomy places the organism in Eukaryota, Metazoa, Chordata, Aves, Passeriformes, Corvidae. The record is from RefSeq and is a predicted model, not a curated record. The transcript has 2 exons. Bases 1 to 1281 code for a protein of 426 amino acids.